CUAGCAAAUAUCUCAGUUCUUUUUCUGCAGCAAAGAAGCAGCAAAGAAGCAGUACGCCCAGCACAUCACUUCUCGUUGGUGGGUUCUGAACUACGAAGAUGAGACUGCUUCUCUUAUUCUCCGUCAUCUGCUUGAUGGCCACUGUCAGCUUCAGUCAGCCUCCUGGUCCUCCUGGUCAAAAAGGUGAAAAAGGAGAUCCAGGAUAUCCUGGGUUUGCUGGGAUGAUAGGACCACCUGGACAAGAUGGUAUUCCUGGAUUUCCGGGGAAUAAAGGGGAGCGAGGAUUUCCUGGGCUACCUGGAUUUCCUGGCAUUCAUGGAACAUGCUCUGCUACUGAGACGAGCUGCCCAGACCUCAGAGCCUUGAAGGACAGACUUGCCAAGCUAGAGCUCGCCAUUAACUAUCAUUUUGUCCGGAGAGUUGGUCAGAAAUACUUUGUGUCCAACAAGGAGAGAGGCUCUUUCUCCAGGGCUGUCGAAUUCUGCUCCCAA
Molecule: messenger RNA, 491 nt
Organism: Neolamprologus brichardi
Lineage: Eukaryota; Metazoa; Chordata; Actinopteri; Cichliformes; Cichlidae
Product: mannose-binding protein C-like
Cellular component (GO): multivesicular body
Source: RefSeq, a predicted model, not a curated record